Molecule: messenger RNA, 1342 nt
Organism: Polistes dominula (European paper wasp)
Lineage: Eukaryota; Metazoa; Arthropoda; Insecta; Hymenoptera; Vespidae
Product: exopolyphosphatase prune
Cellular component (GO): cytoplasm
Molecular function (GO): exopolyphosphatase activity
Source: RefSeq, a predicted model, not a curated record
GUGACCUUGUGAUUAACGUUACGUACAAUUCCAUAUUUAUGAUUGGUUUCUAUUAGUCAUUUUGAUUUAAGAAACGUUUGUUUUUUAAUUCAAAAAUUUGUAGAGAAAAUAUCUAUUAUAUAUUUUUCAUAACUUUCAAAUAGUGAAAAAUAACGUGAAAUUAUGGAAACAUUUCUUACUGCUUCGAAAUCAGCUCUAACAAAAUUAUCUGAAUAUUCUACGAUUCGUAUCGUUCUUGGAAAUCAAUCUUGCGAUUUGGAUUCGGCAGUUUGUGCUUUAGCACAAGGAUUCUGCGAAUAUUUAAAUGGAAAGAAAAAAAAUAAAGAAAAUGUUGCAGUAAUACCGAUAUUAAACGUUACCAAGAAAGAGUUUCGAAUUAAGACCGAAGUUAUUUAUUAUUUCCGCCAACAUGGAAUUUCAUACGAACUUCUAACGUUUAGAGAUGAAAUAGAUUUGAACAUUUUAAAAGAAAAUGACAAAAAAAUAGAAGUCGUACUCGUGGAUCAUCACGUCCUGGGGAACGAAGACAUGACGUUGGUCAACUCGGUCGUUGAGAUUAUCGAUCACCAUCCUCAGGACGCAUCUUGGCCCUGGCACGGGAAAACGAUUCACUUAGACCUGGUCGGCAGCUGCGCCACUCUAGUCGCGCACAACCUUCUCAUCAAACAUCCCGAAGCCGUCGACGCGUGGCUGGCAAACUUCUUACGAGGUCCCAUAUUAUUGGAUACUUGCAAGUUCUUGAAAGAAGCAAACCGAACUACACCACUUGAUCGCGAAAUUAUGGAAACUCUCGAAAGAAUCUCGUCCCUUGGUCCUGAUAGAGAUCAAAUCUAUCAGGGACUACUAAUGGCAAAAACAGACAUCAGUGAAUUAACACCCGAGGAUCUCGUACUCCGAGAUUUAAAGUUCGAAAGUAACGUACCGUUUAUUGGUUUCCCGAUAUUAGUCAAGGAUUUCCUCACUUUGGAGGGUGCACUACGAGCUGUCGAGAAGUUCUUGGAAAGUAGAAAGUGUAUGCUCGCUAUCCUUAUGGGACUCGUCUUGAAAAACGACCACGUGACCAGGGACAUCGCGGUCUUUUCGUUAUUGACCAAUGGUCUGGAAAAUAAAAUAAUCAAGGCGUUGCUCGAAUCAUCUCAACCGCCGUUAGAAUUAACAUUGGAAAAACGGAUCGAAGAAGAAAAGUAUAAUGUGUUUUAUUAUAAACAAGGAAACAUUCGCGCAUCACGUAAACAAAUAUUACCGAUAGUAAGAGAAACAUUAUCAAAGAAAUGGGAUUAUUAAUGGAAGGAAAUGUAUUAUAUAUAUAUAAUAUGUAUACAUAUGAUUAAAAUAGGUAAAA